Effrenium voratum is the source of this 1387-nucleotide messenger RNA. The record is from the annotation of a GenBank genome assembly. Lineage: Eukaryota; Dinophyceae; Suessiales; Symbiodiniaceae.
AAUCAGCAGUUGACGCUUUGCUUGAAGCCAUAUCGCCGGCUUCAGCUGGUGACCAUGCCUGAGGAGCCGCCGGAGAAGCGCCGGAAAGCGGAGUGGCCGGCCUUUGGCAGCGGCGUGGGCGAGAGCCGGUCUUCGGAUGGAUCCGCACGGGUCCGUGUGGAGGUGGCGGACGCCACGGGCAGAGAACCGCCGCCGGCGGGGCCCAUUGCCUGCGGACUCGGGUUUUUGGACCACAUGGUGGACCAGCUGAACUCCCACGCGCAGCUGCGGAUCUCUUUGCAGGCUUGGCUGGGGGAUGAGCUCGUGGUGCCCCGCUCCAAUUGCGCCUAUGAGGGCUGCGAUGCUGAGGUGGCUCGGCUGGUGGGCUGCGCCCUUGGCAGGGCCUUGCGGGAGAUGCUGAAGGAGAAGCUGCCGGCGGGGAGCUUCCGGUUUAUGGUGCCGCUGGACGAAGCCCUCACGGAGCUGGAGCUGGACUUUUCGCGGGCCGGCGCGCCGGCCGAGAUCUCGCUGGCGCCCUUCGGGAGGUUCCCCAAGGGCGGGCGGGAGCGGAUCGGCGCCUUCCGCACCUGCCUCACGGAGGUGGUGCUGGGCGCCCUGGCCACCAGCCUGGGCGUCUUCUUGAAGGUGCGGAAGAUCCGGGGGGACAAUGCCCACCACAUCGUCGAGGCAACCUUCAAAAGCCUGGCACGGUGCCUGCGCUGUGCCAUGGACGCCGCCUGCGGCUUCGUGCCCGCGCUUGCCGCGCCCGCGCGGCCAGCCGCGCCGAAAACGGCGCGGGCGGCGCGGAGGCGGCGGGCGACCAAGGAGACGAGCAUCGACAUCCACCUGGACCUUGAUGAUGUGCAAACUGCGAGUGAGAUCGCCACGGGGCUGGGCACCUUGGACGCGCUGCUCGCGGAGCUCUGCCGCGGCUUUCGUCUGACGGCGCAGUGCAGCGGGGACACCUGGAUCGACGAGCACCACAGCGCGGAGGACGUGAUGAUCACGGUGGGACAGGCGACGGCGGAGGCGCUGGGGCCGAAGGCGGGAUGCUGCCGGAUGGCCUGGGCUGAGCAGCGAAGCGGCGCAGCGGAGGUCCUUUGCGUCAUGGACCUCUCCAACCGCCCAUCCUUCUGCAGUGACUUGCAGCUGGACGAAGAGAUGGCUGGGGACCUGCCUUCUGAGAUGGUCCACCACUGCUUCGAGUCCUUUGUCACAAACGCGCUGAUGACUGUGCACCUGGUGCAGGUGAAACCCGGGGGCGCCAAGGACCUCGCCUUGGCGGCCGCCAAGGCCACCGGCGAGGCGCUGAAGCAGUGCAUCGCCAUCGACCCGCGGCGAGCGGGGGCCACGGCCAGUUCCAAGGGCACGCUGUCGAAGUGAAGAGAGGACUUGUCCCCCGCGGAGC